CCCAGUCUCAUCAGUCUGCUGCUAAAGAAAACCAGCACGAGAAUAUUUCACAUGAGAAAGUCUGUUUUAAUGAUAGUAACGACUUUUGUGUUGUUGUUGUUGUAUUUUUAGAGACAGGUUGAGAAAUCAUCCAGAAGAAUAUUCCCGUGUUUAUUUUAUUCAAGUUCAGUGUUACAGUUAAAAGUCAUAUUAUUAGUUUGUAAUUCGGAAGAAGAUACCCUUGUUUAUUUUGUUAAUUUGGUGUAAAGUAUCACGGUGGUGUGUGUAGUUUGGAGUUCGUGUCACAUGCGUGAUAACUCGUUUCUCCUGGAUUCCCAGUCUUUCAGAAGCCUUUGAAACAGAAAGUGAACAAAUGAUCACAAGCAUCAAGUUCAGCAAGACAUAAGAGGAAGGAAGCUCUCAAAUAUUCACAGUUCAAUUCUACUUCUGAUGAACUGAGACAUUUUUUUGAGGACACAACAGUGCUGAACUUUGAUGCAGAGAUGGUUUUCUGGAGCUGUUUAUUCUUCCUCUGGCUCAAAGCAUCACCUGCUAAUGCUGGGGAAUGGAGCGCUAAAAUGCCAGAAUCAGUGGUGGGUUUGUCUGGAUCAUGCGUGCUGAUACCCUGUACGUUCAGCUACCCUGAAAAUGAAAAAACGUACACAGAAUUUACAGGGAUUUGGUACAAAGAAUAUUCAGCAGUGGUAUACAAUAAGGACACUUCAAAAAUCGCUGGCUCAUUCAAAGGUCGCACUAGUCUCAUUGGUGAUUUGCGCCAAAACGACUGUUCUUUGAAAAUCAACUCUUUGAGCAGCAGUGAUGCUGGGUCAUUCAUGUUCCGGACUGAGAUGAAAUAUUUUAAGUACUCAUAUGGUGAGAAAGUAUCUAUAAUUGGGAAAGAAACACCGGAGAAUCCUAACGUCUCUGUGGAAGAGGAAGUGACAUCAGGGAAGCCGGUGACUGCUACCUGUGCCGUGUCUCAUUCCUGUCCAUCAGACCUGCCUAAAGUCACCUGGAGCCACCAUGGCAAACAAUCGAGUCCAUCACAGCCACAGAAUCAUGGUCAAUGGAAGCUUACAUCUUACAACCUGACCUUCACUCCUUCUAGAGAAGACCACAACAAACGUCUCAGCUGCACUGCAGAGUUUAAAGGGAAGACAGUGACAGGCUACAAAACACUCAAAGUUAAAUAUCCUCCAUAUAAUGUAAACGUGGUCACUAAAUACUCAGUGAAAGAGAAUGACUCUGUGGAACUGACCUGCUCCAGUAACAGCAAUCCUCCUGCAAACAGCUACCAGUGGUUCAGCUCAAAUGGGACGAUGUUAGCAGAGAACCCCACUUACAGACUGGAGAAAGUGUCUCGACAUACUGAGGCCAUUUCCUGUACAGCCAUUAACACAGAGGGAAAAAACAGUUCUGGUCCACAGAAAAUAAACGUGCUGUAUCCUCCAUAUAAUGUAAAUGUGGUCACUAAAUACUCAUUGAAAGAGAAUGACUCUGUGGAACUGACCUGCUCCAGUAACAGCAAUCCUCCUGCAAACAGCUACCAGUGGAUCAGCUCAGAUGGGACGAUGUUAGCAGAGAGCCCAACUUACAGACUGGAGAGAGUGUCUCGACAUACCGAGGCCAUUUCCUGUACAGCCAUUAACACAGAGGGAAAAAACAGUUCUGGUCCACAGAAACUUAAUAUACUUUAUCCUCCUGAGAUUAAAAGUGAAUCUUCUUUCCAGUCUAAGAUUUUGACGGUUUGUGUCUGUAUUGUGGACUCCAACCCUCCCAGUGAAGUCAAGUGGUUUGGUCCAGAUUCCUCGAAAGCCUUCUCCAGCACCAGCAGUAAACAAAAUGAGUUCACCUUACAGGGUUGGCUGGGUUUCCCUGAGACUGUCCAGUGCUUUGCCAAUAACAGUCUGGGAAGCUCUAACAUAACAUUGGAAACUCCUCAAAAUGGCUUAAUAUACAUUGUUGUUGCAUCAGCAUUUGCAGUUGUUUUAGUCUGUAGUGUUGUGUGUGUUGUGAGAAGACGCUGUGGGAACAGAGCCGCACAACAACCUGUAAUGAUGAAUGAACAGACUCAAAUGAAGACAACCCAAAACAAUAAAGAAGAAGAGGGCAGUGAUGGAGACAUUUACACAAACUGCCCAGACAGUCAUGCUUAUGACAACUCGAGGUGUGGUGAGAGACCAUUGUCAUCUGACAGAGCCUUGGAAGAUGAAGCCGUCUAUGCUAACAUGUGAAGAAAAGGACAUGUGCCAUCCUACUAGAAAUGAUAAAUACAGAGAAAGAACAGAGGCAAACAAAUGUUUGUUGACUACUGUAGAUAUUAUUAUUCACUGAAGAUGUUCAGAGGUAAAAAUGUCUUCCAACUGAAAACAAAAGUACUGUGUAUGAAUAUCAUAUAUUUGAACUCUUUUUACAUUUAAUGUAUGAAGACAAAUUAUCUUUAUAUAUUAUGUAAAAAGCAAUUGAGUUUAAAUUUCAUUCAAAGUCAUCAAAUAUAAACUCUGAUAAACAGUUAAGUUCUGGUGUCCCUCAGGGCUCUGUUCUUGGCCCGGUAUUGUUUAAUCUCUACAUGCUACCUUUGGGUUCUAUUUUAUCUAGAUAUGGUGUAUCUUUUUAUCUGUACGCUCACGACACACAAAUUUAUGACGAUAAGCUUGCCUUUAAGCCUACAUUAGACUGCUUAGACAAACUAAUACUUUGGCUUGCUAGUAAUUUCUUAAGUCUUAAUGAGAGCAAGACUGAAAUGAUCUUGUUUGGUAAUGAUCACAGCAUUCAUGAUGUUGAUCUUGAUACUCUGUUACCUUACAGUACCACCUGUGUUCAGAAUCUGGGGGUUUUGCUUAAAAACAGUCUUAAAUUUGAUAAGCAGAUAUGUGCUGUGGUUAGGUCUUGUUUCUAUCAUCUUCGUCUUUUAGUAAAGGUUCAGCCCUUUUUGUCUGGUAAGAAUCUUGAAACUGUCAUGCAUGCAUUUGUAAUGUCUCGAAUAGACUAUUGUAACUCUUUGUACAUUGGUGCCUCUCAGACUUGUGUCACAUGCUUACAGUUCAAAAUGCCGUGGCCUGGCUCCUCAAAGGGAAGUGGUGGACUUACUAACUGUGCUCUCUCUCUCUCUCUCUCUCUCUCUCUCACACACACACACACACACACACACACACACACACACACACACACACUCUUUCUCACAAUCUCUCUCUCCCUCUCUCUCUCUCUCUCUCUCGUUGUUCUAAAGACAUAUUACCUUUGCCACCAAUCAGAUUGUGUUUUAUUACACCUACCCCAACCUAGCCUUACAAUAAUGCAAAUACAGUAAUUGUUGUGCUUAAUGACAAAAAAUAUGUGAUAUUGAUGUGUGUAUGACCAGUAGACAAUCUGGCUGUAGCUGUAGCUGUAUGCAGUUUGUGUCAAAGCAAAUCAUUUUGAGAAAUUAAGACAAUAAAAAUCAUGACAUGAAACACA
Molecule: messenger RNA, 3435 nt
Organism: Cyprinus carpio (common carp)
Lineage: Eukaryota; Metazoa; Chordata; Actinopteri; Cypriniformes; Cyprinidae
Product: myelin-associated glycoprotein-like
Exons: 13
Coding region: 483-2213 (576 amino acids)
Source: RefSeq, a predicted model, not a curated record